Messenger RNA from Sebastes umbrosus (honeycomb rockfish), 6993 nucleotides. RefSeq names its product extra spindle pole bodies like 1, separase (gene espl1). Gene Ontology annotation, cellular component: centrosome; nucleus; cytoplasm. The transcript has 32 exons. Lineage: Eukaryota; Metazoa; Chordata; Actinopteri; Perciformes; Sebastidae. Gene Ontology annotation, biological process: proteolysis; meiotic chromosome separation. Gene Ontology annotation, molecular function: protein binding; cysteine-type endopeptidase activity. Bases 174 to 6707 code for a protein of 2177 amino acids. The record is from RefSeq and is a predicted model, not a curated record.
ACACCUUUCAAAAACAGUGCGCGGGGCUGCAGCAGUUUAUAGUUGAGGAUUUGAAUCUUUAAACUUACGCAACUGUACUUCAGUCUAACUGAGUUAUUAUGGACAACAAGGCUACUUUGUAUCUGCUCUGAAGAAAAGUAUCGCUACAAAAGUCUCCUGCUUGAACUGAAGACAUGAAGUGUCUGAAAGUGGACGAAUACAUCAAGAGGACUUCUUCUGUGAAAGAGACGCAGCUUUUACUUCAAGAACUAGAGAAAUAUGUGAAGGGUCCAUCAGGCCUUCAGGGUCGCACGCUGUGUGACAGGGUCAUCAGAGCCUGUAACCAUCAACUUGGAGUUGGAUCCCCUGGUUUUGACCAUGUCAGCCAGUUGAUCCAGCUGGUGGAGCUAUCCCUCCAGGGCUAUGAUAUCUCUGCAGCACUUGUUGCUCAGAGCAGUCCGCUGUACAUGGAAAAGAUCAUUUUCCAUAUUGUCAAGAAGCUAAGCUCCCUAGAAGCUCACAGUCUAUGUAGCCAUGUAGCAGGGUUGCUUUACAGCAGGCUUACCCCAGCCCAACAGGCUGAGGACUACUGUGUUCUUGUGCGGAGCUGCUUCUCGGUGCUCUGGAACGGACUAUCUGCUACCAAAGACCGGAAAAUCCUGAAUCCCCGUGACAAACUCCACUGCCAGAUGCAAGCUCUGAGCUUCCUCCUGUUGUUGGUUACAGAAAGUGCAACCCCCUCUUUCUCCAAAGCCCCCAUAUACACAGAGGAUGCCGUCGCUGAAUUUGAGAGUUGCUGUGAAGCAGUGACCAAGGACGAUGCUUCCUUUCUUCUCCAGGAAAUGCACACACUUUUCAACAAGUGCUGGACUGGCGGUCGAGGCUGUGAGGGAGACGGGUCCAAGCAGUCUACUGAGACAUCAAGUCUAUGUACGCUUUCUGAAAUAGCGCUGAUUAUAGUGAAAGUGCUUUGUAAGGCUAGCCUCUAUGAUCUGGCCUCCACCUUCUUGAAUGACAUUGAGAGCAAAGUCAGAGACUGUGCUGAUCGUCAGUGUACAGCUGCAGUGCUCGGCAGAUGGGCAGUAAAGAUUCAUUAUACAAUGAAGGCUGGCAGGGAGAGUGUCCAGGCUUUGACGGAGUGUGCCAGGGCCUUGAGGUCUCUCCCAGCUGACCUGGGGGACAGAGAAGCUCAUGCAGUCCUGGAAGGUUGUGGACUGGUGGUGUGGGCUGUCGAAAGUGGCAACAGCAAGGGAUUAAGCGGACCUGUGCUGCUGGCUUGGUUUUCUUUUUGUGAGGAGCACCAAGAACGGAUAGUAAAGACGCUGAAGAAGAAGUCGUUAUGCCAGGCUGAGGUCAGCAGACUGCAACAAGCCCUUUGCUUCAGUAUUUACCAAGGCUUCGGAUUUGCUUAUGAGAGCAUGCUCGCAUCACAGCUGGAGAACAGCGACACACUGGACCGAGUGCUGCUGUACUGCCAGGCCACAGCUGGACAGAUGACGACUGAACUGCGUAAACUGUCAAGUGAAAACCUUCUCGUCAAAGCGGUGAUCGCUGUGAGCAACUUAGCUUGUGGAUUUUACAACAAGCACCUCUAUGACCAGGCAUUCACACUAGUAGAGAUCCUCUGCAGGGAUCUAUGCAAGAAUUGUCCCGCCUCGCUCUCCGUCGAUAGGAUGAGCCGACCUUUCAUGCUGGCUGUGCAGACGUCUCGGCGGGCUGGACAACUGGAGCGAGCACUGGACUGGGUGAUCCUGUGGCUGAAAGCUCUGGGGGAUAAUAUCACCACUCAUAUCGCUGAGCCGGUCUCUCUGUGGGUGAAAACAAAGACUGACGCUGCCCGCAACUCUGAGGAGGACAUCCGUCUCAGGACAUUACAUGAUGGUUUUGGUCCUGACGUCCCAGACGAGCGAGUAAUGCUUUGCCUUUUGGAGGAAGAGUUGCGCGCCUAUAAGGAGGUGGCAGGAGACACGGCCCAGGAGCGUUACAACACACUCUGUGAUCUGUUGGACAUCUGCCACGAGGACAGCUCCCACACCCAUCUGCGUGCUGUCUACCUCUGUGAAAUGGCCCAAGUUGUGUGUUUCCAGGAUUUCAGUGAACAGACUGACUGCACGGCAGUUGAUUUUACCCAUGAAGCUUUGCGGCUUCUUGAAGAAGAACCAGAGAUUCCAGAAAAUGCUGAAAGGCUGAAGGAUGACAAGGCCCAUGCUUUACUUUGGCACUACAUCUGCACUCUUGAGAAGAACCUUCAGAUGACCAUUGACAGGGACAAAAAAAUGCGCGAGUUGCGUGAGCAGACGGUGUGCGUGGCCGAUCCCAUAGAAACCAAUGAUUUUGAUUAUGAAGACAAAAAGAAGUCACAAGACAGCAUCCAGGUCUAUGAAGGCUUGCAUUUCAACCUGGCUGCAGAGAACGAGUUGUGCAAGCCUUUGGAAAGAGCACUGGAUGAGUGGUCCGCUCUUCUGCAGAGUCGAGUCCUGCCUUCUGUCAGAAACCCCAAACAGACCUGUAGCUCCAUCGCUGUGACUGCGGCUCUCUUUAACCUCAAAGGAAAGCCUCUAAAGGCUUUGGAAGCUUACCAACUUGCGAUUGGACUUUCACGUCAACUUGGGGAUGACCACGGAUGUGCCAGCUCCCUCUGUCAAUCAGCCAGCCUCCUCCUGGAUAUGGGCUCCCCUGAACUGGCUUUGGCCCAGCUAGAGCAAGCAGAAAAGUGUCUUACCUCUGUUCCCACUACUGAUGGACCUUCUUCUCUCUCUAUGCUGGCCAUCCUGUUGAAAGCUCAGUACUGCUACAGCACAGGACAGGUGGAUCGUGGAGUACCUUAUCUGUGUGAGGUGCUUAAAGAAGUGAACAAGCGGAGGCAGUCAAAGAGCUGGUACCUGCUGCAUGCUCGGAUGCUACAGACCUGCAGCUCCUAUCUGAGUUUGGACACGGCUGCACUGCCACAAGCACAGCGAAACCACAUCACACAGCACGGUCUAAAUAACGCGGACACUGCCCUGUAUGAAAGUCUGAAGCUUCUCUGCAGCCUGCUGGUCACUUUAGUGGGGAAGGGCAUGUACAUGUCUAACGGCAGCAGCUCAGACAUGCGCUUCAUCAACCAAGGAGAUAACUUGGUGCUGAAGUGGCAGCUACUCUCAGAGCUGUUGAAGUGCACUAUGAAACUGGUGGCUGUGAGGGGCAGCUGUGGGGCCGUCAAUGAUGCCAGGCUCCAAUGUCUAGAAGCUCUCAAACUGGCCAUCAAGCUGCAGGCACUCAGCCAAUGUGCUGAGCUCCUGGUGAUGAAAGCAGAGUUGGAGCUGAUGCUAGGGGAGAGAGAGGAAAGCAGAAUUGAUUUGGACAAAGUCAGAAACCUUCUGGAGCUCUGUACAGAUUUUUCUGAUCAGGUGCAGAAGGCUGAAGUGAAAAUCAAACCUAGGAAAGGUCGCCCGGUGCAGAAAUCUCAGUCACCCCUUCCUGCCUUGGAUGAUGAUCUUAAGGACAUCCUGAGCACUAGGUGGAUUGGCAAAGAACCUGUAGUGAGUGAUCUGACCAGCUCCCCACCUCUCAAAGCCCCGCCUCGCCGUUGGCUCUCCUCCCUGGCGCAUGAAUCUGACUGCCACUGCCCCUGCUGCGCUGAGCCCUGUCUGGGCCGCGUCACUGCUCGCUGGGCAGCCACACAGGCUGAUCUGGUACUCCAGCUGGAUCCCAAUGAAGCCAAAAUCAGUUUGAAACUUCAAUCUGCAACAUUAGCUCGCUGUAAGAGUGUUGCUGCUAAAGUUGGGGCAAAAUUGGCUAAACUCUUACCUCCCUGUGGCCCUUCCAAAAGCUCCUCUAAGCCCUCCCUGAUGCAGGACGUGGUGGGCCGUGUGUACCUUCGCAUGGCCCUGUCUGGGCUGGAACCAAGGUAUAACAAGGUCUGUGGUAUAUGGAAAGUACUGGAAGCUGGCUUGGCAUUUGUUGAUUCCACACCCUCUCCUGAGCUAAGACCUGUGAGAGCAGGCCUAAUGGCAACCAAAGCCAUUGUGUCAUUGGUUACUUUGGCUGCGAAAAAGGGCUGCAUCCCAGAGGAGCUCUUCUCAAAUGCUUGGACUUGGAAUGCACCUAAAGAGCUGAAAUCAGAACAGAAAGCUGUGCUUCCCUCAUCCUCGCUUAACAAGCCCAAAGAGUCCAUUAAAAACCCAGAUAUUCCUGACAAAACAAAGGAGGCCAUGAAGGUGAAGUUUGUCAAGCCCAGGAUUCAAGUGACAAGCUCCUCAACCAAAGGAAAGGGACUGGUUCCCAUGACACCAGUAAGGGUAAAGCCUGAGCCAUCUGUUAGGGAGCGUGACUCUUUUGACUUUAACACAGUGGUACCCACUUUGGCCUGUACUCCUGUUCAGAAGGCGAAAGCCCCUUCAUCAGUGCAGAAAGCACCGAGGACUGCCUCUAAGCUACAGGUACAGUUUCAUGUGUAUGAAGAUUCGUCGCCAGUUCAAAACAAAACCCAACGUGUGCCUGCUGCCCCCAGAUGCACAAGGAAGUCACGCUUCAAGAUGGAGUUCAGCGAUGAGAGUGACACGGAAGCCAACACCGAGGCAGAGCCCCCCAAAAAAUCAGAAGUCCCUAAAAAGCGAACCACCACAAGAAGAGCUGCCCAGAACAGUAAAGCAGCCCCAGAUCCACCUGCAGAGAAGGUCCCACCCAAGAGGCAGGCCAGGGGUAAGAAAACCACCGCAAUGCCUCGGACGACUUCUUCUGAGGAUGACGAAGCUUUGGUCUGUCAGCCUGCCUCAACUAGAAGAGGAAGACCCAGAAGGGGGCUGUCUAGGUCAGAGGCAGAUUCAGUGGCGGAGCCUGACAAGAUGAGGACCAUCGAGGAGGAAGCUACUCAAGUUCUGGACAUAAGCGUUGAGGAGCUGAGGGCAUCUGACACUGAGGCUGAAGACAAUCCUGCUUCAAGUAAAGAUAUUGACAUCGAUUUCGAGGUUUUGCGGAGGGAUAGGUGUUGUGAUUUGGAGAGAAAUGCCAUUUCUGAACUGAGGAGCAGAGGUCACCUGAGAGAAGGUCCACACACCCACUUCUCUCAUCCAGACACCAGGCCAGACAAUCUCUCUCUGGAGGAUGUUGAGUCGUUGCUCCGCUCAGCAUGGUUGGCCCUCCAGCACUUCCCCUCCCCAGCCAUCUACACAACUCUCUGUGCUCUUUUGGCCUUGACCCGGGGACAGCAGGACCCCGUAACUACAGCAAUGCUGCACGCCCACUCCUUGGGCAUCACAAAUCGUCAUCACACAAUCAGGCAUUUAGCCAGUUGUCUUAAGAAGUUGAGAAAGGCGUCCAAUGAGCUAGCAGACAAGAUAGAUGCUCUGAGUCUGGAUGAGCUCAGUCUGAACGAGUCCAGGAGCUCUACCGAACAGAGGCUGUCGCAGCUGGAGAACAUCUUCUCCUUCCCAACUGCUGACUCCUCGACUUUCCCCAAGAGCCACUGUCAGGAGUUUCUCCAACAAAUUCAACAGCUUCCCCCAGGGGUGACGGUGUGUGUGAUGUCUGUGCUUGGAGUGAAACCUGGAGAGAUGGGUGACAGCAUCAUACUGACACGUCUUGAGAAGGGAUCUGCCCCCGUCACUGUUCUCACCCCCACCUCUAAACUACAGCACCCCAUCAGUUGGCUGGUUCAGGAGAUUGAUGGUGUUCAGGUGGAGCAGAAGCUUAUAAGCUCCGUGAAUGAGAAAGCCAAGUGGUGGCAGAGCCGCGGGGCGCUCGACUCUCGAGUUGGGCGACUGUUGAAGGCGAUGGAGGACUUGCUGGGAUGCUGGAGGAGCCUUCUUCUACCCCCAUCAUUGGAUCCUAAGCUCUCCAAACAGGCCCAGCAACUUUGCGAGUCCUUGUCUGCAAAGGGAGUGACAGUCAGUCAGGAAAUGUUGCAGGCGGUGCUGUCUGCCUCUCCUGUGCUCUCCCAAGAAGACCUUAAGAGAUUUGCUCUGGGAGUUUCUCCACAGUGGGACGCAGAGUGUGACCAGCUUCUCCAUACAGCUGUGUCCCGGCUCGCUGGCAGAGACGAGCCCCGUGGUCAUGUGGUUCUCAUCCUGGACAAGUACCUUCAGAAGCUGCCGUGGGAGAGCACCUCCAUCUUAAGUUCUCACUCUGUCAGCCGGAUGCCUUCUCUGCACUCACUCAUUGGACUGAGCAUUCAGAAAGAGACUGACUCUCAGUCCGUCCUGAACCAAGGUGUGGAUUCUAGGAAGGUGUUUUAUGUGGUGGACCCUGAUGCCAAUUUAAGUAACUCUCAAGAACAAUUCAAGAAGAUGUUUAGCAGUCAACUGGAUUGGGACGGUGUGUGUGGAGUUGCUCCUGACUCGGGUCAGCUAGAAGAAGCUGUUGCUACCAAAGAUCUAUACAUUUUCGUGGGUCACGGUGCAGGCGCUCGAUUCAUCGACGGCCAGGCAGUCCUGAAACGGCGGAUGAGAGCAGCAUCUCUGAUCUUCGGUUGCAGUAGUGCCGCUCUGGCCGUGCGCGGGGAUCAGGAAGGACAAGGCAUCCUUCUCAACUACCUCAUAGCAGGCUGCCCCUUUUAUUUGGGAAACCUGUGGGAUGUAACAGAUCGCGAUAUUGAUCGCUUCACCAAAGUCUUGUUGGAGUCCUGGUUUUCUGGCGGGUCUGGAGCUUCCCUCCUGGAUCAUAUGGGCCCAGCACGUCAGGCCACACACAUGAAACACCUCAUAGGAGCAGCACCGGUGGUCUACGGCUUACCAGUUCACCUGCAGUAGUAAACUCUACUAAAAACAGGAUGUAAACAAUCUAUACAGUAUCUAAAUGUUGUUUCAGCGCACAAGCUGGAGGACAUGACUUUAACUUAAAGUUUAAUUCUUUUGUUUUGGCAAGAUUAAAUUAAUGCAUUUUCUCUUAUUUAAACCAAUGCUUCCAUUUUUAAACCAAUGUUACUAUAGUGUGAAUGAUUUUAAAUAUCUUGAUAAUUCUUUAUGAAGUGUUUGAAACCACUUUUAAUGUGUUGAUUGAACAACAGUUUUUGAAUAAAUGUGUUCUUGCAUACAG